UGGUCGUGUGUUUUUUCCCCCCAUUCCCUUACCUGGUCACUUUCAAAUGACUUGCACAGAGGAAAGUAACUGAAGUAGACCCUCCUUUAUUCUUCAACCACCUGACCGACACACCCACAACGAUUGAUCAGGAAACGCAUCGUAAUAUAUAUUUAAAUCAGGAUGUGAAACCGCAACCCAUAGAACCGGACUCACACACAUAUUUAACAAGUUCACUUCUGUCUAAACUUGUUUUCACUCGGAAUGGGAGAGUCCGGCGGAGGCAUGAAAGGUCCAAGGUUAUGGAUAUUACUUCAGGAAUGGAUUCUACUACAAGCAGUUGUUUGGGGUCCAGAGGCUGCAGAUGGUGUCUGCCUAUGUGAUGACAAUGUUAAUUUCAGGACUUUUGAAUUUAGCCAGGUGAGAGAAGAAUGUUGCUUAAACUUCACUGGUUCUUACAUUGGUACCCUUCAAUGGAAUGUCUUCACAAAUUUGUCAGGAAUCCAGGUCCUGGACCUCUCAAGUUGUAACAUAUCUGACAUUCACAAAAUGGAUGAAAACCCAAGUUCUCUAGAGGCUCUAUAUCUUGAUCAUAAUCAAUUAGAACAAUUACCUUCGGACUUCCUCAUAAACGCACCCAGCUUAAAGAUCCUUCAUCUGGAGAAAAACCAUCUUCAACAGUUGCCUGAUAACCUUUUAAAGGAUUCAGACCAAAUUCAGGAGCUGUACCUAGAUUCCAACAACUUAAAAUCUAUACCUUCAAAUGUCUUGAAACCAAGCCUCAUGAAAUUGUCUCUUUUCAAUAACACCUUGGAGUGUACAUGUGCCUUAUAUGAUGAUUUAGCAAAAUAUGUUACUAAAAAUGUAAGCAUCGGUGGAUCAGAAAACAUGAUUAUGUGCUACACACCAAAGCACACUCAAGGUGUGAAUAUCAUAGACAUUCAUCGCUCAGAUAUCUGUCGUUCCCAUGGUCUCACAGCUCUCUUUAUUUGCCUGCCAUUGCUUGCAAUUCUUGCAGUGGUGUUAUGUUGCUACUGCUGGAAAAGAAGAAGGUCUGAUUUUAAAGCCAUGAGACAAGACAGUCAAAUUUGCACUAUUGAGAAAUCUGGCUUUUCAAAUACAGGGGAUCAUCAGUAUAUAACUUGCAGGACUCCAGAGACAACUCCCAUUCCCACAGGAUAUGAAAACAGUAUUCUCGGCAGAAACCAGUUUAUGUUACGUCCCUCAACAGCCUUGCUGGGUAGUAACCGUGAUUUGUAUGAAGAAGUGGAAAUUAAGCCAAGUGUUUCUGUUGACUCAGUCACAUGUGUUGAUGUGUCCAAUAAUAAAGUGCAAGAAGAUAGAGUUGAGGAAGACCGUGCUGAGCCAGAAUUAGUGAACGUCACAGAGGAGUUACAAGAGUCAGAUCAUCAAAGGCUCUACAUGAAUAAGACAGCAAAUUACUACAAUCUAGUUCCUGACAUUGAAUUAGAUGAUUCUGACCAUGGUGAAUAUGAAAAUAUCGAUUUGACCUCGUGAUGUGGGAUCAUUUGUAUAAAAGACUUCACAAAAGCCAGAGUGAAACAUUUGACAGUAUGCAAGAAUGAUGAAGAUGGACUGAGAACUUGUAUUUUAGCACAUUUACAUGAAGAAUAAAAACAGAAUAAUUGAUGUGGUAGAGAUACCUUACUGAGGUUAAAAUAUAGACCUACUAUUGGGAUAAUACCAAUAACAUUAUAACUACUUGUUAACAUACGGGAUAUUAAAGCAAUGUUUUCACCUAGGUCCAAGACAUAGUUCAAAAUUAAAGUUGCAGUUCCAUUGGCAGUUUCCAUCAAUGAGAAUCAAAGUUCCAGCAAAUAAAUCCAGAACAAGUCAGGAGAGUCACAAGGGAGAGAAGUGGUCCAAAAUGGUGCAAGUUCUAUUAUUCUCUUGAUAACUUUGAAUGUUUGUCAAGUAUAAUCCAAUUGGAAGUGUGGACUGUCUUUAUGGAAGGCACCAAUAGUUCAGUCUAGGAAUUUGAACCUAUUUUACACUAACUCACCUAGGGUACUGAGUGUAUUUGGGAGUGAAUGCUAAGUUUGUAGCCCAUUUGAUUGAAAUUAACAGAGAGCACAAUUUGAAUUUACACAACUCACAUUAAGGCUAAAAUAGACGCUCACCAGUUUGAUCAGAACUCUAUACCAUGUUUAUAGUGGCUCAUUGUUUAAAUUUAAUAAUCAGUACCAUGAGAAAAAAGUCUUGUCUUUUCAUGCUGUCAUCAUUUCUUAAACUGAAAUCUUACAUGCAAUACUUUCUGACAGGUGAAACUGCCUGUUUGACCAGUUCAACAAGAUAUUUGGAAUGAACCUCCAUCCGAUCCAUGGUGGCACAGUGGUUAGCACUGCUGCCUCACAUGCCAGAGACCCGGGUUCAAUUCCUGCCUCAGGUGA
This is a messenger RNA of Chiloscyllium plagiosum (whitespotted bambooshark), 2390 nucleotides long. RefSeq lists its product as uncharacterized. The record is from RefSeq and is a predicted model, not a curated record. Gene Ontology annotation, molecular function: protein binding. Gene Ontology annotation, cellular component: plasma membrane. NCBI's taxonomy places the organism in Eukaryota, Metazoa, Chordata, Chondrichthyes, Orectolobiformes, Hemiscylliidae.